AUGUUCCUUCCUAAUGACACCCAGUUUCACCCCUCCUCCUUCCUGUUGCUGGGGAUCCCAGGACUAGAAACACUUCACAUCUGGAUCGGCUUUCCCUUCUGUGCUGUGUACAUGAUCGCACUCAUAGGGAACUUCACUAUUCUACUUGUGAUCAAGACUGACAGCAGCCUACACCAGCCCAUGUUCUACUUCCUGGCCAUGUUGGCCACCAUUGAUGUGGGUCUCUCAACAGCUACCAUCCCUAAGAUGCUUGGAAUCUUCUGGAUCAACCUCAGAGGGAUCAUCUUUGAAGCCUGCCUCACCCAGAUGUUUUUUAUCCACAACUUCACACUUACGGAGUCAGCAGUCCUUGUGGCAAUGGCUUAUGACAGCUAUGUGGCCAUCUGCAAUCCACUCCAAUAUAGCGCCAUCCUCACCAACAAGGUUGUUUCUGUGAUUGGUCUUGGUGUGUUUGUGAGGGCUUUAAUUUUCGUCAUUCCCUCUAUACUUCUUAUAUUGCGGUUGCCCUUCUGGGGGAAUCAUGUCAUUCCCCACACCUACUGUGAGCACAUGGGUCUUGCUCAUCUAUCUUGUGCCAGCAUCAAAAUCAAUAUUAUUUAUGGUUUAUGUGCCAUUUGUAAUCUAGUGUUUGACAUCACAGUCAUUGCCCUUUCUUAUGUGCAUAUUCUUCGUGCUGUUUUCCGUCUUCCUACUCAUGAAGCCCGACUCAAGUCCCUCAGCACAUGUGGUUCACAUGUGUGUGUAAUCCUUGCCUUCUAUACACCAGCCCUCUUUUCCUUUGUGACUCAUCGCUUUGGCCGAAAUGUGCCCCGCUAUAUCCAUAUACUCCUAGCCAGUCUCUAUGUUGUGGUGCCACCAAUGCUCAAUCCUGUCAUAUAUGGAGUCAGAACCAAGCCGAUCUAUAAAUGUGUAAGGAAAAUAUUAUUGCAGGAACAAGGAAUGGAAAAGGAAGAGUACCUAAUACAUACGAGGUUCUGA
Molecule: messenger RNA, 978 nt
Organism: Pan troglodytes (chimpanzee)
Lineage: Eukaryota; Metazoa; Chordata; Mammalia; Primates; Hominidae
Gene: OR52E2
Product: olfactory receptor family 52 subfamily E member 2
Exons: 1
Coding region: 1-978 (325 amino acids)
Biological process (GO): G protein-coupled receptor signaling pathway
Cellular component (GO): plasma membrane
Molecular function (GO): G protein-coupled receptor activity; olfactory receptor activity
Source: RefSeq, a predicted model, not a curated record